This is a messenger RNA of Dermochelys coriacea (leatherback sea turtle), 2353 nucleotides long. It is a transcript of the gene NRM, whose product is annotated as nurim. Lineage: Eukaryota; Metazoa; Chordata; Testudines; Dermochelyidae. The transcript has 4 exons. Gene Ontology annotation, cellular component: nuclear membrane. The coding region runs from base 100 to 924 and encodes 274 amino acids. The record is from RefSeq and is a predicted model, not a curated record.
UCACUGGGGAGGUUCCCGGGGGAAGCCCCUCCCCGGGCCGGGGCGGGACUCUCCGGGCGGCGGGAGAAGCGGAGUCCCCGCCCCGGCUCCCUGCUUGCCAUGGCGGCCUCGCUGCUGCUGCUGGUCCCGGCCCUGGGCAGCUUCUUCUUCACCUUCGGCACCGGCGUGGAGCUGAUCCGCUUCGCCUCGCUGCGCGCCGUGCUGCCCGGCGGGGGGCGGCCGGAGGCCACCCCCAGUGUGGAGUGGGGGGCCGCCCUGCGGGACCCCAGGGUGCUGCGGCCCCUGGCCAUGGACUUGGGCCUGGUGGCCCUCUUCGUGCUGCAGCAUAGCCUCAUGGCCACCGCGCUGGUCAAGCGCUGGACCACCAGCUGCUUCGGGGUGCUGCAGAGAUCCUUCUACGUCUUCUGCACCGCCCUGGCCCUCCAGCUGCUGAUGCGCUACUGGCAACCCGUCCGGCAUGGCCCCCUGCUCUGGAACACCUACUCGGAGCCCUGGGACACCUGGGUCCCGCUCAUCUGCUUCAUCCUGCACUUCAUCGCCUGGUUGGUUAUCUUCAGCGUCAUCCUCAUCUUCGACUAUGCUGAGCUCAUGGGAGUCAAACAGGUUUAUUACCACUGCCUGGGCAUGGGGGACCCGUUGACGCUGAAGUCCGUGCGGGCCGUGCGGCUCUAUUCCCACCUUCGCCACCCCGUCUACCUGGAGUUCUUGCUGGUGCUGUGGGCCGUGCCCUGCCUGUCUCUGGAUCGCCUCCUGCUGGCUGGCCUCUUCACUGCCUACCUGAGCUGCGGGCACAGCCUGGACCAGCAGGACUAUCUCUACCUGCGUGCCCAGCUCGACAAGAAAUUCCUGGUCUUCUCCCGCGAGGAGGCGGCCUAUGGGGACCUGCUGGCCCGCAAUGGCCCUGCGGCUGGCAAGGAGAGCUGAGGGGCCAGGGCCUGAGUCUAAAACCCUGCACUAGUUACUGUAGGAUUAUCACUUCUGAGUGCCUAGCAUCUGCAGCAGCUUGCAAACCAACUCAGUCCCUGCUCUAACCACUAGGCUCCACUCCCUCCCAGAGACAGGCGGUAGAGCCCAGGAGUCCUGGCUCCCUGCUCUAACCAUUAGAUCCCAGUCUCCUCUCAUAGGGUUUUAAGUUCUAUUCCCAGUUCUGGGAUGGGAAUGGGGUCUAGUGGUUACAGCAGGGUGGGAGCUGAGAGUCAGGACUCCUGGGUUUGAGCCCCAGCUCUGGGAGGGGCAUGUGGUCUAGUGGGUUAGAACCGGGGAAGCUGGGAGUCAGGACUCCUGGGUUCUAUCCCCAGCUGUGGGACAGGAGUGGGGUCUACUGGGUUAGAACAGGGGAGGCUGGAAGUCAGGACUCCUGGGAUCUAUCCCCAGCUCUGAGAGGGAAGGGGAGUCUCAUAGUCAGAGGGCUGGGUUAGGGUUGGAGUCAGGACCCCUGGCUUUUACCCGGCUGCUUUUCCCAGUGUGUUUUGUUUCAAUCCGCAGUUGUGGCUGCAAAAAGAUUCUCUGAAAAUGUGUUGUUUUUUUUUUAAACAAAAUGAUGAUAAACCUGUGCUUAAUUUAGUAACACACUGGGACAGAUGCCUUAUCGGGGACAGGCCAGUUCAGGGGUGUGGUAAAUGGGACAUGGAGUCUUUCCCCUCUAGGGGGCACCAGCUCCAAUCCAGCCCCAGGACAGGGAAAGUGGCUGGUUCAGGGGAUUGAGGCAUGGGGUACCGGGCCUUUCUCCUCUUGGGGCGCCGGUUCCGGUUCCAUUCGCUAGUAACCAAAGGCCAUUCCCGCCUACCUGCACCCUAUGAAUCAAACUGAUGGGGAUCCUGGCCCCAACCAUCUACUUUAGGCAACUGUGCGCCCCCUUGCGGGCAGCCUCAGUAGUUAGCAGAGGUCUGAAUUGAGACACAUUAGGGAUGGGGGCUGAGGGAGCAGCUUCGUCUGUCCCCAGAACCCCAGUCUUUGUGUCUCAGCAGGGGGAGAUUUUAACUGGACUUAAAGCUGGAUCUAAAGCCCAUGGGAGUCAGUGGGAAGAUCUCGCUGGGCUUUGGAUCAGUCCUGAGACACUUGUUCUCCAAGACUUGUGUUUUAUGGUUUUCCCUCUUCUGAUGCAGGAGGCUGGGACUGUGCUGGGCUGGGCAUGAAACUGGGAGUCAGGACUCCUGGGUUCUAUUCCUGGCUCUGGGAGGGGACCCCAGCCUUACACCAAUGCCUUAACCAGGAACCUUUAUUUUUAAGUGCUGGGGUUUUUUAAUGUGAUGUUCUUAACCCGAAGCUGAUCAAGUAUUUUUGUAUCUUUGAUUUUUUGUGCGACCUGAGAAAACAAUUUUUUUUUAAAUAAAAAAAGUUCCUGCUUCUUUUA